Aplysia californica (California sea hare) is the source of this 887-nucleotide messenger RNA. Its product is annotated as melanoma-associated antigen E1-like. The transcript is spliced from 2 exons. The record is from RefSeq and is a predicted model, not a curated record. Lineage: Eukaryota; Metazoa; Mollusca; Gastropoda; Aplysiida; Aplysiidae. Bases 75 to 887 code for a protein of 270 amino acids.
AAGCUUGUACAUUUUUUUUCCCAACAGGUGGCGCUUACACAAAAGCUAUAGGCGGGGACUUUGACCAAGGAGCCAUGAAGUUGGGAUUUACAUCUAACUCGUAUCCCAGUGAAGAUCCAUCUACCACAGAGGGUCCAUCUACCACAGAGGGUCCAUCUACCACAGAGGGUCCAUCUACCACAGAAGGUCCAUCUACCACUGAGGGUCCAUCUACCACAGAGGGUCCAUCUACCACAGAGGGUCCAUCUACCACUGAAGGUCCAUCUACCACAGAGGGUCCAUCUACCACUGAGGGUCCAUCUACCACUGAAGGUCCAUCUACCACAGAGGGUCCAUCUACCACAGAGGGUCCAUCUACCACAGAGGGUCCAUCUACCACUGAAGGUCCAUCUACCACAGAGGGUCCAUCUACCACAGAGGGUCCAUCUACCACAGAGGGUCCAUCUACCACUGAAGGUCCAUCUACCACAGAGGGUCCAUCUACCACUGAAGGUCCAUCUACCACUGAAGGUCCAUACUACACUAGUGACUCACCAUACACCAGUGACUCACCAUACACCAGUGACUCACCAUACACCAGUGACUCACCAUACACCAGUGACUCACCAUACUACACUAGUGACUCACCAUACACCAGUGACUCACCAUACACCAGUGACUCACCAUACACCAGUGACUCACCAUACUACACUAGUGACUCACCAUACACUAGUGACUCACCAUACUACAUUAGUGACUCAACAUACACCACUGGUUCACCAUACUACACUAGUGACUCACCAUACACCAGUGACUCACCAUACACCAGUGGUUCACCAUACUACACCAGUGACUCACCAUACACCUCUGGUUCACCAUACAAUACCGAAUACCCGUUUGUCGGCUGA